UUAACUUGUUGGCAGUUAGUUGGGUGGUACUGUGGUAGUAGUUAUUCUUAUUUUGAUGCGGAGUAUUUUUAUUUUCUUUUACUCCAACUUAUUGAGCUUUUCUCUUUUUUUGGAAUUCGUGAAUUUUCGCAUCAUCUUUUCCGUCUCCCAAGUUCUGCCGACUGAAGAGCGGCGGACGCUUAAGCACCGAGCACGGUGGCGAGCAAUCCGCAGCCGCCGCACCAUUCAGCCGCGAUUUAGCUGUUAGCCGCCCCAAGAUUUAGCUAUUCUGCCGGCAGCUGCUCCAGUGCCCACAAUUCAGCCUGCAGCCGCCGCCCCAGCCAACACUAUCCAGCCACUAUCAAGGUUAGAAAACAAUUGGGAUGACUACAGAAGGCACGUCAAAGAAAACAUCACGAGCUCAAUUGGUAAAGUUGGACAGAGGAUUCAAAUUGGCCGAACAAUGGGUUAAUAACAUGGGUAAAUCAUUGGACGAUGAUAAAUCAAAUGCGGCUAUUCUAGAGGCGCGGCCUCCUAGGCUUGGAAUUGGUGCUACAGUUCCCCGGGGGCCCACAUAUGUUCGUUCAGACGAUCCCAUAGAAAGAAAGUUGCGUGGUACGCUGAAUGCUAAAGAAAAGAAAGUUGACAGAAAGGCCGCUGCAGAUCAAAAGGUUGAAGAAAAGGGCGACACGGACGAUGAGGAAUCUGAAAGCAAAACUCAAGCAUUUACCAAGAAAAGACCGUUACUUCCGACCUUUGGUGAUCGUAAGAAGAAACAGAAGUAAAAGAUGAUGAGGGUAUCGUGUCUCGGAACGAUAUUGUUUUUGUUGAUUAUCUUGCAACUAUUUGUGCUUCUGCCCGCCUGGUAGUAAACGUAUUUCUACAGCAGAAACUACCUCAUAACCAGAGAAUUGUCUUUAUUUCUAAGAUUUUAUGCUGAUAUUAUUUUUUAUUUUUAGAGGACCAAGUUAAACCAGUCUAUUAUGAAUGACUUU
Molecule: messenger RNA, 974 nt
Organism: Cuscuta campestris
Lineage: Eukaryota; Viridiplantae; Streptophyta; Magnoliopsida; Solanales; Convolvulaceae
Source: the annotation of a GenBank genome assembly